Molecule: messenger RNA, 1681 nt
Organism: Aphanomyces invadans
Lineage: Eukaryota; Oomycota; Saprolegniomycetes; Saprolegniales; Verrucalvaceae
Exons: 2
Coding region: 46-1458 (470 amino acids)
Source: RefSeq, a predicted model, not a curated record
GGUACUCGAUUGAAGCGACAUCAGUGUCUGUCGAGUGCGGCGACGAUGGCGUUCCUGGCCAAUUUUGCGUCAGGGUCGCUACUUCCGUGGGGACUGCUAUUGCUCUACUUCGUCCAAUCCUUCCUCCAGAGCUUCCCCAUCACGGCCUACGGCGACUGGCUGUUCAAUGAGAUUCACAUGUCCCCGGCAACGACCAACGUGUACUACGCCCUCACAUUCUUUCCUUGGAACCUCAAGCCUGUGUAUGCCCUCGUAUCGGACAACUUCCCCAUCUUUGGGUACCGGCGCAAGUACUACAUUGUGCUGUGUGAAAUCGGAGCUGCUCUGUCCGUCCUGGCCACCGGUCUCUUCGUUCGGUCCGUGGCAGGUGCGUUUGUUGUGAAAAUGAUCGACUCGUCCUGCGAAGCCUUCACCCAAAUGAUGCUCGGCGUCGUUCUCGUCGACGUUGCGUCUGGAAACCACGAGAAGAGCGGGAACGUCCAAGCAUGGGCGAACGCUGCCAAGAACACGGCGUCCAUCGUGGCGCUCGUCGUUGGCAUCCCCAUUUACGCAAACAAGUCGAUUUCGUCCCGCGAGAUCAUUUGCUGGUCCAGCGUGAUUCCUGUCAUGGGUAUUCUCAUCUCUCUGUACUUGUUGCACGAACCCAGGGUGAGUUUGUUGCCCAGAAGUAGCGCCCACCCGACCAACCCCCAAACGUGUACCUACCUCGUCCACCGAAAAUGGCGAGGCUUCGUCGCAGCAUGCAAACGAAUCAUGUCGGAGCAGCGAGCGUAUGUGCCCGUCAUGAUAUUCUUCUUCCUCUCGAGCGCGCUGCCGUCCGGUGGCUCUGUCUGGUACCAGUACACGUAUUCGCUGCUGAACGACCAAAAGGAGUGCCUGCAGUACGCGUCGCUAGCUGGCAUGAUCGGUCGGGUGCUGGCGUGCCUCAUGUACGCCAAAACGUGCCAUGGCUACAGCAUUCGCACGGUGUUUGCGAUUUCGACCGUCGUGUCAACGGUCGCGAGUUUGCCGCAAGUGCUCUUGGCGCCGCCGAUGGCCCGACUCCCCAUGUCAGUGUGCACGUUUUGCACCAUCGAAUCGUUCGUGACGUCGUUCGCGGGCGAGUUCGCGCUACUCCAGUUGCUCAUUGUGGCCACGUACUUUUGCCCGACCACAGCGACGGGUGGCAACGGCCUCACAUAUGCGCUGUACUUGUCCUUUAUGGACUUUGGCGGCGUCGUGAGUUCUUUCGUCUCUGCAAUCGUCAUCAACGCGCUGGGCAUCACGGAAGACCCGACCACAUUUGUCGUAAACUGGUCCAACCUGUCGUGGCUGGUCGUGAUUGGUGCCGUAUGCAAACUCGCGAUCUUGGCCUUCCUCUGUGUCUUGCCUACCCAAGUCAACGUCCCCGACGACGAGGAAGACCACCAAAUGCAACCCCUCCUGCCUCGAGCAGGCAGUGCAGACGUAUCGCCGUGAGCUACCUCUGGCUAGAUGGGGCACUCGAUGUUAGAGUAGCCACGUUGUCGUGAAUGUCUAUCGGAUCAUGGAAACCUUGCCAACUAUUUCCAUGGGCAAUGCCAACGAUGUACAGAAUGAAUGGACGACUACGUGACUCUCGGUCAAGUCGAUCCGGCGACUCGCACGUGCCGAAACCAUAUCCUGCAAUGCACCCGCCAACGACGCAGUGCAACCGCUCCUC